CCUCCCAAAAAGUCGAUUUGCAUAGUUUAAGAUUCGCUUCAUUCGCAUUCCGCACGUAACGGUCAAUAAUUCGCUAUAAAUAGCGCGCGAAUUGUUUGGAUUAACAAAUUUCGCGGCGCGAAAACACGCAAUAUGUGAGCGCGCAAUGUGAAAUGCAAACGGCGUCCAAUUGAACAAUUGACGAUCGCCUGCAUUCGCACUACAUUGCAUAGGCGUUGUCUUGUUUACUCAGUCUCUAUCUAAAUACAUAUACAACAAGCAAUUGGUUUGUGCCUGCGUUCAAUUAGCCUCAUCGCAAUUAUCGCUUACUUCGACUGUGCGCGGCUGUGUGUGGAAUGGAUAUAAUGCCGCCCCUAAAAACCUCAAACAAAUGCAACAACAACAAUUUCAUAAGGUCCAAAGAAAACAUCAAUGUUAUCAACUCAGCUGAGCAUUAUCCCAUCAAAGUUUUAAACAACCUGAAUAGUCUAAGGCUGGAUGAGAGCUUCUGUGAUGUGGACAUCAUUGCAGAAGAUAAAAUAUUUAAGGCACAUCGAGCUGUAUUGGCUGCGAGCAGUCCAUACUUUCAUGCAAUGUUCACAAGUGAGCUGUGUGAGAAGAAUCAAACCUCUGUGGAAUUGCAUGCAAUACCAUCGCACAUCCUGCAGGUAUUGAUCAAUUUUAUAUAUUCAGGUGAGGUGACCAUCAAUCAGAACAAUGUGCAAGAACUGAUUGUCGCUGCUGACAUGUUGGAGAUUCAUGAGGUGGUUGUGGCAUGUUCAGAGUUCUUGAUUAGGGAAUUACAUCCUUUUAAUGCUAUUGGAAUUAACAGAUUUGCUGAAGCACACAACUGUAAAAUGCUAGCAAACGCAUCCCUGCAAUAUAUCGAAGCGCACUUUGUACAGAUUUUGAACGAGAAAGAGAUCUACGAGCUGCCUAAAGAACAAAUAAUCAAGUUCCUGUCAUCAGAGUACAUCCGCGUUGAUUCGGAGUGCCAAGUGUUUCAGGCCGCACUCAGAUGGGUCACCACUGAUCCACUACAACGCCGACGUUAUGUUUUCGAUAUUUUGAAACAUGUACGCUUGCCAUUACUCUCCCUAAAUUUAAUUGAACGUUCGAUAAUGUCCUGUGGCGAUAGCAGUCUUAAAGUCGCUCUGAAAUCAAUCCAUGAAGAUUUAGCAACGCGUAAAGGAUGUUUGGUGCCAUUGAAUGUAAAACCACGAAUGUGCGCAAAGAAGGACAUCUAUGUCAUUGGCGGAUCAAAACGCGAGCCACAACCCAACUUUCAUCGCAACUGCGAGAAUAAUUAUGUUUCAGUGCAACGAUUUGAUACAUUCAAAAGAAUUUGGUGUAAAGCACCAGAUAUGUCCGUAAAUCGCAUUGUCCCCGGCGUAGCAUCCCUAAACGGACAAAUCUACGUCGUUGGCGGUGAGCAGGAGUCAAAUAGCCUGGCGUGCGGCGAAUGUUUCGAUCCGAAAGACAAUGUCUGGAGUGAGAUUGCAACUAUGAUCGUGCCACGCUGCGAGUUUGGUUUGUCUGGAUUAAAUGGAUAUCUUUACGCCAUGGGUGGAUGGAGUGGUAAUGGUAUAGAUGGUUCAAUUGAAUGCUACAAUCCAAAGUUGGAUGUUUGGACUCUGGUCGGGACUCUACCUCAGCCGAGAUUUAGUAUGGGUGUUGUCAGUUAUGAGGGAUUGAUUUAUAUGGUCGGUGGAUGUUCAGAAAACGAGCGAUAUCUUCAGGAUUUAUUGAGUUACAAUCCUGCUACGGAGGAAUGGCGGUCAUUACCACCAAUGUCACUUGCACGUUCACAAAUGGGUGUGGCAGUGUUAAACAAUUGUCUUUAUGUUGUUGGAGGUGAUAAUAGAAAUCAAGUUUUGAAUUCUGUUGAGCGAUAUUCAUUCAAAAAGAAUAAAUGGACGACUGUACCAAAAAUGUUGGUAGCAAGAAGUCGUCCAGCUGUAGCCGCAGUCGAUGGUUUACUCUAUGUCAUCGGCGGCUCUGAAACCAAAGAAGAUUUUUACCGUACGCAGUACACGAUAUCAUCAGUCGAAUGUUAUGAUCCGGUGGUGAAUAUGUGGAGUGUAUGCCCCGAGUUACCAGAGAGUCGCGCUGAAGCCGGCGCUGUUGUAAUAUAAUGAUUUCUCACGCGCGUAUCACACACGAAUGAUUUAUUAUUAAUGUCGUCUUGUCCUAUUUAUUGUUAAUAUUUAUUAAUAUUGUAAAUUCUUUAUCGAAUCAACCAGAUAGUGAGCUAUUAAUCAUAAGUAUGUUAUUGUUAUACAUAAAGAUAUAAAUUUAUAUUUGUAUGGUACUCAGUUGUUGCAGCCAAACACUUGUGGAUACAGCGCAAGUAUAAUCGCCGCUAAUCUCAUUCAAAUGCGUUUCGAUUGCGUUCCACAUUCGAUGUUAAUAUGUAAGUGAGUGUUUUACUGUGACAAUGAGUAUACGCAUGGUGAAUUAUAUUCAAUGGAGUCUCAAUUUCAAUGUACCAAUUGUACACAUUCAGCAAUUGUAAUCAAUGUUCAGUUUCUAUACCAAAAGGCAACAAUUUGAAUAAAAUUGCAAUCAAUAUAUACAUAA
Messenger RNA from Dalotia coriaria, 2559 nucleotides. RefSeq names its product actin-binding protein IPP. The coding region runs from base 336 to 2114 and encodes 592 amino acids. Lineage: Eukaryota; Metazoa; Arthropoda; Insecta; Coleoptera; Staphylinidae. Gene Ontology annotation, molecular function: protein binding. The transcript has 6 exons. The record is from RefSeq and is a predicted model, not a curated record.